Messenger RNA from Zasmidium cellare ATCC 36951, 3117 nucleotides. RefSeq lists its product as uncharacterized. Gene Ontology annotation, cellular component: endosome membrane; AP-3 adaptor complex; membrane coat. Lineage: Eukaryota; Fungi; Ascomycota; Dothideomycetes; Mycosphaerellales; Mycosphaerellaceae. Gene Ontology annotation, biological process: protein targeting to vacuole; Golgi to vacuole transport. Bases 1 to 3117 code for a protein of 1038 amino acids. The record is from RefSeq and is a predicted model, not a curated record. The transcript has a single exon.
AUGUUUGAAAAGGAUAUAUACCAGCUCAUCAGAGGCCUGCGGGCCCACAAGGGCAACGAGCGCGAGUACAUCCAAGACAGCCUGCGAGAAUGCCGCAAGGAGAUCAAGAGCCAGGACAUGGACCAGAAAGCCACGGCCCUGCUGAAGCUGGUCUACCUCGAGAUGUUCGGGCACGACAUGUCGUGGGCGUCGUUCAACGUCCUCGAGGUCAUGUCCUCGGCCAAGUACCUGCAGAAACGCGUGGGCUAUCUCGCGGCGGUGCAGACGUUCCGCCCAGAUACGGAGGUGUUGAUGCUGGCGGAGAAUCUUCUGAAGAAGGAUCUGAACUCGCCGGAUAAGGUGACGAUUCAGUUGCCGCUGGGUGCGAUCCCGCAUGUGAUUAAUCCUUCCAUGGCGAAUUCUUUGCUCACGGAUUUGCUGCCGAGACUCUCGCAUUCGCUGCCUUCGAUCCGGAAGAAGACGAUUGUCACGCUGUAUCGCCUGGCGCUGGUGUAUCCCGAGACGCUGCGGCCGGCGUGGCCGAAGAUCAAGGAGAGGCUUUUGGAUGAGAACGAGGAUCCGAGCGUCACGGCGGCGAUUGUGAAUGUAGUGUGUGAGUUGGGAUGGCGAAGACCGCAUGAUUUCCUCCCCCUGGCGCCGAGAUUGUUUGAGCUUUUGACGGCGGGUGGGAAUAAUUGGAUGGCGAUCAAGAUUAUCAAGUUGUUUUCGGUGCUGAUACCGGUGGAGCCGCGGUUGGUGAAGAAGUUGCUUCCGCCUUUGACGUCGAUUAUCAAGACUACGCCGGCUAUGAGUUUGCUCUAUGAGUGUGUUAAUGGCAUCAUUCAGGGCGGGAUUUUGGAGGCAGCGAAUGGUACGAUUGAGGGGGAUGAGAUCGCGAGGUUGUGUGUCAACAAGCUCAGGGCUAUGUUGGUCGUGGAGGGGGAUCCAAACUUGCGCUAUGUGGCAUUGCUGGCGUUCGGCAAGAUUGGGGGCUCACAUGCUGAACUGGUCUCUCAGCAUCAGGACGUCGUUCUGGAGUGUAUCGACGAUCCGGACAUCUCGAUCCGGACUCGGGCACUGGAUCUGGUCGUUGGGAUGGUCAACGCGAACAAUCUUCAGAGCGUGGUAGAGCGGCUACUGAAGCAACUGCGAACCGCUGGCAAGGCAUCUGCUGCAGAAGUACCUGAGAACGAUCGGGCGAUGCACGAGGGAGUGAUACCCAUGGCCGACGACGAGGACGACGAGGACGACCCUUCGAAUGUCUUGAGCAGGGAUACUGGAUCAGGACAAGAGCCACCUCUUCCAGAUGACUAUCGAGCGUCUGUUAUUGAACGCAUCUUGGAGAUGUGUUCGAGGGACACUUAUGCCAACAUGAACGACUUCGAGUGGUACAUUGGCGUGUUGCUUGAGCUUGUGAAGCAAUGCCCGUCGUCCUCCACUGGCAAGUUUGGAGCGAGCCAGACUGGCAUUGCGGAUACAAUUGGCUCAGAGUUGCUAAACGUUGCCGUCAGGGUGAAGGCUGUUCGACCAGAAGCUGCCGCUGCCGCACAGUCUCUCCUACUGAUCGAGCAGCGGGAAAAGCUCUUCCCAGCGGGCUCCAAUGCCGGACAAGGAGUGCUAUCACCUGCGGCUUUCGUUGCAGGCGAAUAUGCGAGCAUGUUGCCUAACGCUGAAGCGGUCCUGACCUCCCUUUUGCACACGUCAAGUUCUCAGCUACCGGCAGAAGUCCUGAAAAGCUAUCUGCAGGCCAUCCCCAAGAUCUUCGCAGCCUUGACGGGAAACCAACAAGUCUCCUGGAGCACCACACGAAGAUCGACGACGACGUUGUGGGUCACUCGCAUUGUGCAUUUCUUGGAGCCACUCACAUUACAUCCCAAUCUUGAAGUGCAAGAGCGGGCGGUCGAGUAUCUGGACCUCAUGAGGUUGGCGUCUGAAGCAGCGGGCAAUCAGGAUACCGAAGGUGAUGGUUAUGCUGAGCCGCCUCUACUCCUAACUCAGGCAAUUCCAGCUCUCUUCGCUGGCAUGGAGCUGAACCCAGUCGCUACAACGGCGAUACGCAAGGUGCCGCAACCAGAGGAGUUGGACCUUGAUACGCCCAUCAACAGCGAUCUGCAGAUGUUGCUCAAUCAAGCGGAGUACGAUACAGAAUACGAUGACGGCGACGACGAAGUGUCCAAAUUCUAUCACCAAAAACCUUCGGUGGCUGCCAUCGAUUAUCAAAGGCCUGCUGCAGAGUUGUUGGAGACGCCUGGAUCGUCACGAGCAGCUUCGUAUCAGGAGACUGAUGACGAGCCGGUCGAUAGAGACGCCCUUCUCCGAAAGAAAGCUGAGCGAAGAGAACGGUACAAGGACGAUCCAUAUUACAUUGACUCUGAACGCAACUCUGGGACUUCGACGCCUAUGCAUCAAAUUUUACGGAAUGCCAACGGUGAGGAGCUAGAUGUCGAUUCAAUACCUGUGAUAGAGUUGAACUUGGAUGCUCGAGACACAGCGCCGAUACCGCGACCAGCUUCGACACAACCCGUGCGGAAGGUCAAGAAGCACUUCGAAAUCGCCGCCGAGGAGACCCUCGGCGGAGACGACGAUCCAAAACUCUCAUCCAGCGCGCCCAAAGCGACUUUAUCCAAAGGCAAGAAACCCCUCCUCGAAGUCGACAGCAGCGGCUUGUCCUCUCUAUCCCUCACCGAACCCUCAGCCACCAACGGCGCCAGCAAACUCGACAUCGAGCGCCGCCAAGCCGAAGAAGAAGAAAUGGCCAAAGCGAUCAAGGAAGUCGAACGGUUACGGCUGGAAAUGCAGCGCGCGCAGGAACGGAUUCAGCCGAGGGAUAUGCCUGAGGAGGGCACGGUUGUGAAGCGGAGGACGAGGAAGAAGAAGUCGAAGGUGGAGUUUUUGGAUGAUGGUGCUGGGCAGGGUGGUGAGGGUGAUAGGGAUGGUGCAGGGAAUGGGGAGGUUGUGAAGAAGAAGAAAAAGAAGAAGCGGAGGGAGGGGGAGGGGGAGGGGGAGGAGGGUGUGUCUGCUGCUGCCGGUGAGGGAGAAGAGGGAGGGGGCUCAGAGGUGAAGAGCAAAGCCAAGAAGAAGAAGAAACGGCAGGUCGUUUUUGGGGAUGAUGAUGCUGCUGCUGCUGCUGCACAGUAG